Molecule: messenger RNA, 5455 nt
Organism: Lytechinus pictus (painted urchin)
Lineage: Eukaryota; Metazoa; Echinodermata; Echinoidea; Temnopleuroida; Toxopneustidae
Exons: 8
Coding region: 1000-2706 (568 amino acids)
Biological process (GO): neuron projection development
Cellular component (GO): plasma membrane
Source: RefSeq, a predicted model, not a curated record
GAAUUCUAAAUAUCUACACGUUCAACGCCCUGCUUCAGUUGUCAUCCAGAAUGGAACAGAUACUGUAUAUACGGUUGCUGUAGCUAGGUUUCCCGUGGGGUGGAAUGAUACUGCAUGUGUAGGCCCUAUAUUCUGCAGUCAUAAGUGAUAAUCAGUAGGCCUUUUCAGGCAAACUAAAGGAUUGUGAACUUGGACCACAAGAAGAAAUCUGAAGAGGAAUGGCGAUUUAAAAUAAUUGGAUUUAAAGCAUCCCCAUUGACUUGGAUGACGAAAUCUCUACAUCGAUCAUGCUCAAUUGGCAACGUUCACCUACUCGGAAUCACUCGGAAUGCUUGUUAAAUCAGACGGAGACCAAAGAAUAGCUGUAUUAGUCAGACAGGCUAUUUAUUAUUGACAUGUGAUUUGCAUAAUAAACACCCAAGCUCUUGUUCUUUUGUUACGUCGUAUUCCGUUCGUGACCGUUGAGCCGUGCUGCUCCCCGUUCCCAUCAUGCACCGCGAAGCUUUAGAGUGCGAAUAGAUUGUAUUGUAAAAAUUCUAAUUCGAGCUGAAGGUGAGCUCGCGAGGCAGUGUAUUGGGAAUAUACUAGUGCCUUGCAUAGCAUAGAUGUGGUACGUAUAUAUAGCGAAAUAAUCACUGGAAAUUCAUGAUGCUUGCAGGGGUGGGAAGGAGAGAGAUGUGAGGAUCUAUUUUAAGAACUUAACGUACUUUACUGGACCUACUCCGUACUCAGAGACGCAAGGAUGAUGAGGGGUGUCUUCAUUCUAACGAGGAUGAUGAUCAGAUGAUGAUGAUGCUGAGAAAUCAUCUGCCAUUACGGAUAUAAAUACACGUAAAGGGAUAUCGACGAUAGAAAAGUGGGCCAAUUAAUCAAGGAACAGUUAUCAAAGACAACAAAUUUAAGAAAAUCGUCAUAUAAUAAUUAUAUUCAUCCCGUGGAGGCCGGGAUUAUCAACUAUUAUUCAUCAAGGUGGCGAGACAGGAAUACGACUAUACCAGUAUGUCGAUUGCUGGGUUUUCUAUGGCCGAAUCGGUCUACUACGAAGAACCAUACUCACUUCCUGGACCAUGUAAGACAUGUUGUCUACGAUGUCCAAUACCAAACCUCACGUGUACCAUUAUGUUCCUGUUGGGUGUGGCUGGGUUCUGCGUGGGCGUGGUCCUGGCUACCGAUGAGACGGUCCAGAUCUUUCUCUGGAACAACACACUCAAAGAAACACUGUCAGAUUGGUUACUCUAUGUGAAGGUCGGUGUAGCCAUCGGGACUGCCGUCAUGGCAAUCCUCAGUGUGCUCUUCCUAGCUAUGGCUUACCUAGGCACAGGAGCGACUCGGAAGGAGUUCAUCUGCCGCUUCCGAACACGCGCCAAGGGACGAUGCCAAACUGCAGUGGUAAUGACAGUGUCUUACAUACUGCUUCUUAUCUGGCUUGUCAUACUGCUGAUUACGCUGAUCCCAACAUUCUUCUUUAGCGUGCAAGCUGCCGGUAUCUGUAGGUCGGCCAGGGACGGCGAACAGUUACAUCGGUAUUAUUACGAGUGUCUUGAUCUCAGGCAGUGGGGUUUAAUUGAUUACAACAAAGAUGCUGUGGAUUGGGCUGAUCCUAGACUGCCAGGAGAGGGCGAAGAGGACUACUUCAUGUGUGAUGAAGAUUUAGACUAUAUGUGCGACAGUGAUGUGCUUAUCUUCUAUGGCCUCACGCUUGCAUCUGCAAUCAUCGUGGUUAUCUCAUUGGUCCACUAUGUGCUUAACUUCUCUGCAAACUACGCCAAAUUGCGUGACCGUUUCAAGGAUGGUUACGUUGAUAAACGCACUGGUACAUACCUCCAGCGUACGACAAGUCUGCGUGGUAGCAAGCGAUCUUUGGCUGGUACCAAAGCAUCACUGCGAGGUAGCCGUGCCUCAGUUCGAAACCUUGGUGCGUCGGGAAUGUCCAACGGCGCCGUCCUGUCAACUACUUCCGGUUCAACGCUGAAGGGUGGGGCUUACAAGAACGACGGUCUCAAAUCCAGUCGUGAAGACCUCAACAUGCACGAGCUGAGACUUGCCAAUGGUGGAUAUUCUGCAAGUAACUACGCUGGUAGCAACUAUGGUGGUAGCAACUACACCGACAGCAACUAUGGCGGAAGUGUCCUGGGCAGUGGUUUGGUUGGGUCUACUUAUGGAGGUGGCGUUGGUGGUCAAGAAUACAAAGGACCGGCAGAAACCAUCGAUGAAAUCCCUGCUCUGAAGGAAGCCUACAUGGAGACCUUUGACAACGAAGGUCAAGAAUCGUACAACCAGCGGGACACAUUCCCAAGUCAGGUGUCCUAUGAAGCCAAUGUCCCUGUGGAUCCGUAUGUCUCUGCGAACAUUAACAACGGCGGGGGUUACGGAAAACCCGAUGCGUACGGGAAAAAGGAUGGAUAUGGCAAGCCGAAUGGCAUUGGAAACAAUAUGUCACAGAAUGCAGAUUCUUACAAUGAAGGUUACGGUUCUAAUCUGGACACUAACUGGGGGUAUACAGGUAAAGAAUAUGGCAGCAACAGGCCUCUUGGUUCCAAUGAUAAUGAGAGGGUCAUGCAUAGCAGCUAUAGCGGUAUCAACCAAGGAGCAUCGAAUAGAAACAGUCAAGGUAGUAGCGGUGCUGCAGGUGGGUUUGGUGAACCUUAUGUUACCCUUCAAUCAGAUGAUUCACCUCCAAGAGAUAAACAAGAGUACUUCAUCUGAUUCAGUUGAAUUCCUUGAACCAAGAAACAUUUAAAUGUGAAGCUGCAGGUUACAGGAAGGUUCUGGUAUGAAGUUUAGAUCGGUCGCCAAGUUAUCUCUUCUUCUUGCGGUGGAGCUACAUAGUUCUAUUCAAGGAUGAAUUUCAGUACCUCUGAAACCAUGACUAUCUUCAUACCAUGAGCAAUCCCUCUUUUUUUUAAUUCGGAAAAAAGUAAUUUUCAAACCACUUUUUAUCAAGAUGUAGUCGUGUAGUUAUGUGCAACAUUUUGUCUCUACUUUUACAUUUUUUUUUCUUUCAUAGAAAGAUUUUAUUCAAAAUCAAACACGAAAUCAAUUCAAUUUACAGAAAAUCAUGAAGCGAACAUGUUUACAACAACUGUACAUGCGUACUAUUAUCUAUUGAUAUAACAAAAUUAUGAUGUUUUUGACUAAGAACCCUUUCAAUUUCACAAUAGCGUUUCAAUACGUUCUUAAAAGAACUAAAACACAACCGAUCUCCCUUGCAACGCGUCGAAAAAAUAAAAUAUUUAGCGUAAAGAAUAUAACGGUUUACAGUAGAGUAUUGAGCGUCUACUUUUACAUUGUCGUUUGUGAUUUGCAACAAAUUAGUUUGAUGUAAACAUGUUUAAUAUUGUUGCAAAUAAUUACAUAUUGAUAAGAAAGAUACCUUGAAAUCUGUCUCACUUCAGGGCAGUUUAAUAAUGAUUUCAACAUUGUAAUUUUGACAUAUUUCAUGUACUGCUUUUAUCAUUGCCAAUGGUUUUUACUCGAGAUGAUAAUUCAAACAUCUGCAGUUGUAAAUAAACAAUGGUGUAAUGCUAGCAGUGACAUGAUUUGUCCAUAUUAAAUUCAGGAAGUUGCGUCACGAUAGCCAUCAAUUGUCUUUCUUCUGACUGUAAUAUAAUAUUCAAGUUUCAUUGGAGUCCAUGGAAAGAAAUUCAUCAAUACCUUAUUUGAUUUAUUUAAUGUCAAGUGCCUAAUUCAUUGAGACAUGAACAUUGCCAAACAUAUUGAUACGCAGAUAUUUUCUGAAUUAUGUAAUUUUUAAAAUGUAUUCUCUCUCCAAACGGGAAUGGACUUUAUGAUCUAUUUUACAGGUACACAUGUAUUCUCCUAAUUAAUCAAUGACAUUAUGUCAUUAUAAUGUAUUCAUUAAGUAAAAUAUUUAUUGAUUUGAAGAGAUAAAAGGUUAUUAGUUAAUGUACAUAUGUUUGAGGUAACGGUGCAAAAAUGCCUAUGCAUUGGGACAACGUUUAUAAUCGUUAUUAAAUGUUUUCCAAUUUACAACUAUAAGGGGAGUCUUAUCAAUUCCACUGAACCGUUGUUUUAAGUCUGUAUGACUGUUGGUUUACGAGAUGAUUAUCUACUUUAACUAAAUGUGAAAUGUUGUAUAAGUUGUUUUCAAUUUGAAAAUUAUUCACUCGCUAUAUUUAUUGCAGUAUUCUUGACAUGUGUAAUAUAAUAAUGCUGUAUAUUAAAGCUUGAAUGUCCAGCCGACUUUCAUGGUUUCUGCUUAAAGCUAAGAUGUCAAUCUUCAUCUUCAUCUUAAAUAUCUGUGUAAAUGAACUGUUUUGCAGUGUGUUUGUUUCUGUCAUAUCAUUUCUGUAUAAAGUGCGAAACGGUAUUGUGUUUUAACUGCAUUAUUACGUCAUAUGCAGAGGACAUUCCAAAGAUUACUGUUAAAAGCAUUUUGUAUUGAAUUAUCUGUUUAAUAUCAACAUAAUAUAGAUUGGUCUUCUUAUCAGAAUAGUGAGAAAAUGAUGAGGAGUAUGAUAAAAAAGAAGGAACAUUAUCAAGUAAUGUACCACUGUCAUGCAAUGCUCAUGUUUUAAACAAGAUAUGCCUAUAUACCAUUCUCACAUGCAUGCAUAGCUGUAAACAACUUUCAAGAUGUGAACAUGCUAAAUCCUAUAUGCCAUGAAGUAUACAAGCAAGAGAACCUCGCGAAUUCCACUUUUCGAUCUUUAUAUUUUUUUCUAGUAAACUCCAUCAUUACCAUUUAGAGAGGGAUGCAGUGGCAGGUCCUAAUUAAGCAAACAACAUAUAUUGUUCAUCUUGCCUUUAGUUCGUUUGAAAAAAAAUAGAACGUUUAGGUAUAGUAGUACACUAUGUGAAUUAUGGACCAGAGUAACAUGAAAUAAAUAUUUUGCAUUGAUUGCUUUUGGUAUUUAAAAAAAAUGUAAUUGUUUUUUUUAAAUCAUACUAUGAAGUACACUUUAGGAACUUGUCUCGUUAUGUUUAGUUAUUUAUGCCUUCCUUUGAUUUUGAAAAUUCUUCCAAUGAUAAUUCUUACAUUUUUAAACAUUGUCAUCUUCUUUUUAAUACUCAGUUUGGUUUCUUUUUAAAUACAAUUGGUCUUACUCUUAAACCUCAACUGGAGGCGAUCCUUUAUCUGCUGUCAUAGUCAUCUCAUCUUGACUAUAUAGAUCGUAUUUUAUCUUUACAAUUUUAAAUAGAUCACUGGUUUUUUAAGCGCUGCUGUAUUUUGAGAAUGUUUUGUGUGAAACCAACCGAAAAAAUGUGAUGUGCAAAGUAUGGUAUAAAUGUUUUAUCGUUCUUAUUGUAUAUAAACCAGACAGGAUGUAUAUAUUCUAGUAUACGGUAGAGUGUCUUAAGAUCAAUUUUCAUGUUCGGAAGUUUGAUUUUGUCAUAUUGGUAUACAAAGUCUUUAGCGGUGAUCGGAACAUUGUAAUAUUUCAGACAUUUUUUUCUAAUGAAAUAUAAAGCAAAGAUCAAAAAGCUUUCUAAA